AAAGCGGCCGCGGGCGCUGCUGCUGGCUGUGGGGCGCGCGGGCGCGGCCGAGGCGGAGCGUGGCGGCGGGAGGACAGGAUGCGAACGCGGCCGCUCUGGGCCGCGGUGCUGGUGCUGGGGGCGUUGGCGGGCAUCGGCGUCGGAGGGCCGAACAUCUGCACCACACGAGGCGUGAGCUCCUGCCAACAGUGUCUGGCUGUGAGUCCCAUGUGUGCCUGGUGCUCAGACGAGACCCUGCCUCUGGGCUCGCCCCGCUGUGACCUGAAGGAGAAUCUGCUGAAGGAUAACUGUGCCCCGGAGUCCAUCGAGUUCCCCAUCAGUGAAGCCAUCAUCCUGGAGGCCAGGCCUCUCAGCGACAAAGGCUCUGGAGACAGCUCCCAGAUCACACAAGUCAGUCCCCAGAGGAUUGCACUCCGGCUCCGGCCAGAUGAUUCGAAGAGUUUCUCCGUCCAAGUCCGGCAGGUGGAGGAUUACCCUGUCGACAUCUACUACUUGAUGGACCUGUCUUACUCCAUGAAGGAUGAUCUGGGGAACAUCCAGAACCUGGGUACCAAGCUGGCCUCUGAGAUGCGCAAGCUCACAAGUAACCUGUGGAUUGGCUUUGGGGCCUUUGUGGACAAGCCUGCGUCACCAUACAUGUACAUCUCCCCACCAGAGGCCCUCCAGAACCCCUGCUAUGAAAUGAAGACCUCCUGUUUGCCCAUGUUUGGCUACAAACAUGUGCUGACGCUAACUGACCAGGUGACCCGCUUCAAUGAGGAGGUGAAGAAGCAGAGUGUGUCACGCAAUCGAGAUGGCCCAGAGGGUGGCUUUGAUGCCAUCAUGCAGGCUACAGUCUGUGACGAGAAGAUUGGCUGGAGGAAUGAUGCAUCCCACUUGCUGGUGUUUACCACUGAUGCCAAGACCCACAUAGCACUGGACGGAAGGCUGGCAGGCAUCGUGCAGCCCAACGAUGGUCAGUGUCAUGUUGGCAGUGACAACCAUUACUCUGCCUCCACGACCAUGGAUUAUCCCUCUCUGGGGCUGAUGACCGAGAAGCUCUCCCAGAAGAACAUCAAUCUGAUCUUUGCAGUGACUGAAGGGGUAGUCAAUCUAUACCAGAACUACAGUGAGCUCAUCCCAGGCACCACAGUGGGGGUUCUGUCUGCUGACUCCAGCAACGUCCUCCAGCUCAUUGUUGAUGCUUACGGGAAAAUCCGCUCUAAAGUAGAGCUGGAGGUGCGUGACCUUCCCGAGGAGUUGUCUCUGUCCUUCAACGCCACUUGUCUCAACAACGAGGUCAUCCCAGGCCUCAAGUCUUGUGUGGGACUCAAGAUUGGAGACACGGUGAGCUUCAGCAUCGAAGCCAAGGUGCGUGGCUGUCCCCAGGAGAAGGAGAAGUCCUUCACCAUCAAGCCGGUGGGCUUUAAAGACAACCUUAUCGUCCAGGUCACCUUUGACUGUGACUGUGCCUGCCAGGCCCAUGCGCAGUCUCACAGCCAGCACUGCAACAAUGGCAAUGGGACCUUUGAGUGCGGGGUGUGCCGCUGUGCGCCCGGCUGGCUGGGGUCCCAGUGUGAGUGCUCCGAGGAGGACUACCGGCCCUCCCAGCAGGACGAGUGCAGCCCCCAGGAGGGGCAGCCUGUCUGCAGCCAGCGGGGCGAGUGUCUCUGUGGCCAGUGCAUCUGCCAUAGCAGUGACUUUGGCAAGAUCACGGGCAAGUACUGCGAGUGUGACGACUUUUCCUGUGUCCGCUACAAGGGGGAGAUGUGCUCAGGCCAUGGCCAGUGCAGCUGUGGGGACUGCCUGUGUGACUCCGACUGGACCGGCUACUACUGUAACUGCACCACGCGCACCGACACCUGCAUGUCCAGUAACGGGCUGCUGUGCAGCGGCCGGGGCAAGUGCGAAUGCGGCAGCUGCGUCUGCAUCCAGCCGGGCUCCUACGGGAACACCUGUGAGAAGUGUCCCACCUGCCCUGAUGCCUGCACCUUUAAGAAGGAGUGUGUGGAGUGUAAGAAGUUUGAGCGGGGAAUGCUAUUUGAGGAAAACACCUGCAACCGUUACUGUCGAGAUGAGAUCGAGUCCGUGAAGGAGCUUAAGGACACUGGCAAGGAUGCAGUGAAUUGCACCUACAAGAAUGAGGAUGACUGUGUCAUCAGAUUCCAGUACUUUGAAGACUCCAGCGGAAAGUCUAUCCUGUAUGUGGUAGAAGAGCCAGAGUGUCCCAAGGGCCCUGACAUCCUGGUGGUCCUGCUUUCAGUGAUGGGGGCCAUUCUACUCAUCGGCCUUGCUACUCUGCUCAUCUGGAAGCUCCUCAUCACCAUCCAUGAUCGGAAGGAGUUUGCGAAAUUUGAGGAAGAGCGAGCCAGAGCAAAAUGGGACACGGCCAACAACCCGCUGUAUAAAGAGGCCACAUCCACCUUCACCAACAUCACCUACCGGGGCACUUAAUGACAAGCAGCUUGGCCUCAGAUCACUGUCAGACUGUCCCAGCGUCUCUGCCCGGAUUGUGGGCAUCUCUGCUGUCGUGUUUACAGGGGGCGAGAUCUGUGGGGUGGGGGUGGGGACUUGGAGUGGGGUGGGGUGGGGUGGGGAGAAUGGCAGUGCAUGGGAGUGUGGAUCCAGGUGCAUGAGUGGGCGAGAGUGCUGAGUGUGUGGGAAGGUGUCAUUUAAAACUUGUGCUGCGUCCCAGAUCAACGGAGCUCCUCGGCCUUUGUCCUCCAAACACCUCCUUCAGGGAUUCUCCCUGCUUAACCCGAGGGUGAUCUAUGGGGCUGAGCAGAUGUUCCUCAUUACCUCAGUGAGAGCGGGCCAGCCUUCUCGGGCCAUUCUCCCUGAAGGGAAGAGCGGGGCCGAGGCCACUCGUGCCAGAGAAAGGGACCUUGACUCCACCCUGAGCUGAUGGUUCUUGGGCCUGACUCUCAGCUGCUGUGGUAGCAACUGCGGGGCUCUGCAGCCUUGUUGUGUGAACUGUACCUCUGCCCCCUCUCCCCUCCCUCUGGCUGAGGGAGAAAUCGGGGAGAGCUGAACCAUCGGAGCUGCCUGUGCCUUUUGCCAUUGUCUCAGUCCAGCAUGGCUCUCUCAGAAGGGGAGCCCUGGCCACCUGAUUCUUGGAUCUGUUGGGAGAGAGGAUGUCAGGGCCACCCAGGGCUCAUGCAUGACCUGGGGGAAUGUGCCAGGCCCCCCCCCCAGUUCAAAAUGAUAACCCCCUCAGACUUGCCCCCUUGGCAGCUCCACUCUAGAGGUCUGUGUGGAAGCAUUUCACCCUGGGACCAGCACCACCUCUUACCUCCUACUCCCACGUUCUCACUGCUGUAGACAUUCGCUGCAUCCCGGGACUUGCACGACCAAAGCUUUUCCUCCCAGGGAGGGUGCUGUGGUCAGAUCCAGAGGUCUGGCCCGCCCUUCAGGCCUGCUGCUCCUUGUCCAAGGCAUCUCCACACACCCUACCCUGUGCUUUUGUGUGCUGCACCCAUCCACAGGGCUGAGUGCAUUUAUCUACCUCCGGGGCGUCUUGUGAAGGAGUCAUUCCCAUGGGUCUCUGAGUCUGCUGGGCCUGAGCGCCAGUGGCCACACAUGCUGAUGGCCCAGUUAUAUCGGCAUGUGUGGCCUGUUCUCCUGAGGGCUGGACCACCUCAUUUUAACUCAGUCAUUAAUCUGAGAGGCCACAAGUGCAAUUUUAUUUUAUUUUUCUCACUGGGGCACCUGAAACCACGAUGAGGCUUGCUUAAAUGGAAGGAACAUGUAUAUAAGCCCACUUGUAUUAUAUUUGUAAUUUUAUUUGGUGACAAGGAAGGAGAGUACAAAAAAACCACACAGACUUGGGCUGGAUACAGACAGCCCCACGUGGCAUCAUUCAUAGCAAGUCACUGUCCAGUGGCUGGAUCUGAAAGGACUGCCUUAUCCUGGAAGCCUGUGGGGAUGGAUGCAUGGGCAUGCUGGACCUUCCCUGAGGAUCAGGGGUGGGAAAGAGCAAUAGUAGCUGCUCCAUUGGUGUUUACAUUAACACCCAUCCACCCCUCAAGAAAAAGGGAGGGUCCACAAACUCUGGUUCAAUGAUCAGAAAGUCCAAGUCCUGGCCUCAGUGCAGCACCUGAGGAGCCUUUAACUGUAAUCAAGGCAAGUCUCUUUCUUCUCCCUGAGGCUCUGUUUUCUGUUUGAAAAAUGAGGGGUUUGGACCAGCCAGUCCAGAAGGUGUCAGCAUUCUAACGUACUGGGGCUUACUGCGACAGCAGACACACAGUGAAGCUUCUGUGUGAUGUGGGUGUUGUUUGUUUGUUUUAGCUGGGAGAUCUGAGACCCGGCUUUGGCGAGCACAGAUGCCAUUCCGUGUCACUUUAUUCAGUGAAAAAGCCUCAUUCCGUCCUGCCUCAGGGCCCCUUCUCCAACUUUGGUAGCAGAUACAUCUCCCGAUGUAGCCCUUGAGCUCCACUUAAUUCCUAUUUCUUAGUUCGCUUUGCACACAUCUGCAUCCACGUGUUAGGGAAGAAGAAUCCACAAGAAGUAGCUGAAGUGUGUGUUCUCCAUCCAGGUGUAAACCUUGAGAAUGAGCCUUGGAAUUGGGGGUGGGGCAAAUGACCACGCCCUGUCUCACCAGUGGGUUACCCUUUACUGUUGGGCAUGGUAAGGUAGCAGAGGGAUAAGUGAGGAGGGGAGGGAUGAUAAGGAAUCCAAGAAGUUUGGAAACAAAUUAUGACCUUCAGCUACAGAGGCAAGAGUCCAUUAGAGAAGAGGUUGGACAUUUUCUGUAGAUAAGAUGACUUACAUAAAGGAACUCUAUCAAAGGAGAGAGAAUAUGUAUCCAAUGGAUUAAAGAAUCUUGUGUGAGCUUCUGCAACAAGGCUCAUAGGCCUCGGGGACCAGCACUGUUUGUCUAUAUGUGGGGAGAGCAUGUAGCUUGUCCAGGAGACAGCAAAUGGCAGCGAGUUAUGGCAUCAUGAAGAGUGAGCAUCUGAAUAGCAUUUUGGCGUCAGACAACACAGUGCAAAGAGGUUAUUUGUGCUCCGCUCUUUUGGUGAUAUUUCAUGUUCAAUCUCAGGGCCUGUGGACAGUAAUGGGAAACACUGAACAUGCCUGACACGUUGUCACACAAGCAGUUGGUUCUUUACCAUUCAGAUAUUCCUAGGAUAUAUCAGAUAUAGCCGCCCAUGAUUUCAAGAUACUCCUGUUCGGUGAGCAUUCCUGGUCGGAAUGACUUAAGUGUUUUCCUAAUCACCUCCUCUGUGUGAGUUGGGCAACCAUGAAUUAAACGUGUUUUCCAGAAAGAAGUGGCCUAAGGCUGCCCAGAGCUUCCUGUGUUGUUAUUUCUGUUUUCUUUGGGUGAAAAUAACAAUUAUUUUAGGACAAGCAUGUUUCCAAAUGUAACAGCGUGAUGAUUAUUACCACAACUAAAGUUAGCUUCAGAACCUAGAACUUUUCUUUAGAUUUUAACAAUAUUUUCAAAAUGAGUAAGUUAUUACUAUUCUAAGAGUUAGAGUUCAUUUGUUUUCUAAUUGGGGAUUUUUAGGAACUUGUGGAGCCUCAACAGAACAGGCUGUCGAUUUCGUCUAGGUUCUAUUUAUAGGAAGCACAAAUUGGUAGAAUACCGGCUUGAUGGCAAACUAUUUACAGGACCAUUCAAACGCCUGACUUUUAUUGAAGGCAUUGGGUCUCAAAAUGUGGUCCCAGGACCCACAGCAUCAGUAUCACCCGGGAACUUGUUAGGAGUGAAAAUUCUCAGGCCUUCCCAACCUGCUGAGUCAGAAACUCUGGGAGCGGGCCCACAUUUUGUGUUUUAAUAGGCCCUGCUGGUGGAUCUGUUGCACGCUCAAGUUUGAGAAUCACUGAUUUAAGGAUUCAUGUAUCUGUCCUUCUGGCCUAGAAAGAAGCUCCCAGGAAGUCAUCUCAGUUACUCAAAGAUUACGAACAUACCUUGGCUGAUAGAUUAAGAAAACCAAAUACUCACAAAAUGGAAAUCUACUUUCGAUUCAUUUUCCAAGUCAAGUGAUCAGAGGCUCUUGGGUUCCCUCACAGCCACCAAUUCCCAUGAAAAACUAAAAGAAGU
Phyllostomus discolor (pale spear-nosed bat) is the source of this 6025-nucleotide messenger RNA. RefSeq names its product integrin subunit beta 3 (gene ITGB3). Lineage: Eukaryota; Metazoa; Chordata; Mammalia; Chiroptera; Phyllostomidae. The record is from RefSeq and is a predicted model, not a curated record. Gene Ontology annotation, molecular function: integrin binding; fibronectin binding; fibrinogen binding. Bases 79 to 2433 code for a protein of 784 amino acids. Gene Ontology annotation, biological process: cell adhesion mediated by integrin; cell-matrix adhesion; cell migration. The transcript is spliced from 15 exons. Gene Ontology annotation, cellular component: cell surface; integrin complex; focal adhesion.